Messenger RNA from Sitophilus oryzae (rice weevil), 2225 nucleotides. RefSeq names its product cleavage and polyadenylation specificity factor 73 (gene Cpsf73). Bases 104 to 2170 code for a protein of 688 amino acids. The transcript has 15 exons. Gene Ontology annotation, cellular component: mRNA cleavage and polyadenylation specificity factor complex. Gene Ontology annotation, biological process: mRNA 3'-end processing by stem-loop binding and cleavage. NCBI's taxonomy places the organism in Eukaryota, Metazoa, Arthropoda, Insecta, Coleoptera, Curculionidae. Gene Ontology annotation, molecular function: RNA endonuclease activity; 5'-3' exonuclease activity; RNA binding. The record is from RefSeq and is a predicted model, not a curated record.
UUCUGUGUUCUGUGGUCUGUUUCUUUUUUCAGGUUAUAAACUAUAAUCUGAUGUUUAUAAAUAAUUAUUUUCUUGUUAUGUCUUAAAAUCAGAGAGAUAUAAAAUGUCUUCUAAAAGAAAGCCGGAUUCGCAAGUUCCCGCCGAGGAAAGUGAUCAGUUGAUUAUUCGUCCACUGGGUGCUGGUCAAGAAGUAGGAAGAUCAUGUAUUAUGAUAGAGUUUAAGGGCAAAAAAAUAAUGCUUGAUUGUGGUAUACAUCCUGGUCUUUCGGGUAUGGACGCACUUCCUUUUGUAGAUCUGAUUGAAGCUGAUGAAAUUGAUUUACUUCUUAUUUCACAUUUCCAUUUAGAUCAUUGCGGGGCUUUGCCAUGGUUCUUAUUAAAAACUAGUUUCAAAGGAAGAUGUUUUAUGACACAUGCUACAAAGGCUAUAUACCGAUGGUUGUUGUCAGAUUACAUUAAAGUUAGUAAUAUUGCUACCGAACAAAUGUUGUAUACUGAAGCGGAUUUAGAAGCCAGCAUGGAUAAAAUAGAAACUAUAAAUUUCCACGAAGAAAAAGAUAUCUUGGGUGUGAAAUUCUGGGCUUAUAAUGCUGGUCAUGUCCUGGGGGCGGCAAUGUUUAUGAUUGAAAUUGCAGGAGUAAAAAUUCUUUAUACGGGAGAUUUCUCAAGACAAGAAGAUAGGCACUUAAUGGCUGCUGAAAUUCCCACCGUCAGGCCCGACGUCUUAAUAACCGAAUCAACUUAUGGCACUCAUAUUCACGAAAAUAGAGAGGAUAGAGAAAACCGAUUUACCAGUUUAGUUCACGACAUAGUUAAUAGGGGCGGUAGAUGCCUUAUACCAGUGUUUGCUUUGGGUCGUGCACAAGAAUUGUUAUUAAUAUUAGAUGAAUAUUGGGGUCAGCAUCCAGAAUUGCACGACAUUCCUAUUUAUUAUGCCUCUUCAUUAGCAAAGAAAUGUAUGGCAGUGUAUCAGACAUACAUAAACGCAAUGAACGAUAAAAUUAAGAGGCAGAUUGCCAUUAAUAACCCUUUCGUAUUCAAACAUAUAUCAAAUUUAAAGGGUAUAGACCAUUUUGAAGAUAUCGGUCCGUGCGUUAUAAUGGCUUCGCCUGGUAUGAUGCAGAGCGGGCUAUCCAGGGAAUUAUUUGAAUCCUGGUGUACCGAUUCUAAAAAUGGUGUUAUCAUUGCUGGUUACUGCGUGGAAGGAACUCUGGCAAAAACAAUUCUUUCCGAACCAGAAGAAAUCUCCACCAUGACGGGACAAAAGUUGCCUUUGAAGAUGUCGGUGGACUAUAUUUCUUUUUCUGCUCACACGGACUAUCAACAAACGAGCGAAUUUAUAAAAAUACUGAAACCGCCGCAUGUUGUGCUGGUGCACGGCGAACAGAACGAGAUGUCGCGGCUGAAGGCGGCGCUGCAGCGCGAAUUCGAGGAGGACCCCAGCAACCGGGGCAUCCAACUGCACAACCCCAGGAACACGCACACCGUGGAGCUGUAUUUCCGGGGCGAAAAGACGGCCAAAGUGAUGGGAACGCUCGCCGUGGACGAACCGCGACCCGGCAACGUCGUACAGGGUGUGCUGGUCAAGAGGAACUUUAAUUAUCACAUUUUGAGCGCGGACGAUUUAUUCAAGUACACGGAUCUGAGUUUGAGCGAGAUCACUCAGCGGCAAAGUCUGCACUAUUCGGGUAAUUCGGGCGUUUUGCGCCAUCUCUUGUCGCAAGUGUGCGGCUUGAUGGAGACCUUGGACGGCAACAAACGGAUGAAGGCGUUCAACGCUGUCGAAAUAACGAUCGAACCGAAACUAGUAACGUUAGAGUGGGUAGCGAAUCCAGUAAAUGACAUGUACGCAGACGCGAUAGUGGCCGCUGUAUUACAAGCCGAUUUAUUUGAUACGCCUACGAAAAAUAUGACUACUAGUGUAAAGGUGGACAGAAUGCAUUUUAAGGAGUGUCUUAUAGAAAUGUUGCAAGAUAUGUUUGGAGAAGACUCCGUUCCCAAAAUAUUCAAAGGAGAAAAAUUGUACGUCACCGUGAACGAAAAAAGGGCCGAUAUCGAUUUGGCUAAUUUAGAAGUGAAAUGUCCAAACGAUGAGGCCUUCCAGCAAAUAGUGCAAACUGCAGUAGCGAAGCUCUAUCAAAGUUUGGCUCCUCCUGCACUGGAAACUUGAAGGAAAAUGACUUCGUAGUCGCUGCUGAACAGGAACAAGUGACCCAUUUUGGAUU